CCGUGGCAGGCUCGCGCGAGUGGGUGUGAGGGACAGGGGCGGAGCUGGGUGAAGGUCCACGGGCCCCGUACCUCGCGGGCGUGAUCGCAACUCUGUCGGCCGUGCCCCGCCACGCCGGGAGCCAGGAUGGAGAGCAGGUGCUACGGCUGCGCUGUCAAGUUCACCCUCUUCAAGAAGGAGAUUGGCUGUAAGAAUUGUGGCCGGGCCUUCUGUUCCAGCUGCCUUAGCUUCAGUGCAGCGGUGCCCCGGGCCGGGAACACCCAACAGAAAGUCUGCAAACAGUGCCACGAGGUCCUGACCAGAGGAUCUUCUCCUGCCAGUGCCUCCAAGUGGUCACCACCUCAGAACUAUAAGAAGCGUGUGGCAGCCUUGGAAGCCAAGCAGAAGUCCAGCAUUCCCCAGAGCCAUGGACUGACCCCACAAGACCAAGCCAUCGCUGAGCGCCUAGCACGGCUCCGCCAGGAGAACAAGCCCAAGUCAGUGCCCUCACAGGCAGAGAUAGAAGCCAGGCUAGCCGCACUGAGGGGCGAAACCCAGAGUUCCAUCCCUUCCACCCAGGAGAUGGAGGCACGGCUUGCCGCACUACAGGGCAGAGUUCCACCUUCUCAGACCCCCCAGCCGGCGCAUCAGCCACCAGACACCAGGACCCAGGCCCAGCAGGCGCAGGAUCUGCUGACACAGCUCACGGCAGAAGUGGCUAUUGAUGAGAGCUGGGAAGGAGGAAGCCCAGCUGCCGCUAUUCAGAAUGACCUCAACCAGGGUUGGCCAGGCGGCCUGAGUGCUAAUUCCAAGGGGCAGGCCAUCCGGUCCCUGGAUGGGGAGAAGAGCAGGCUGCUGGCUGAAGCUGCAGUCGAGCUGCGGGAGGAGAACACGAGGCAAGAGCGGAUCCUGGACCUUGCCAAGCGCCUGGCUGUGCUUCGGGGACGGGACCCUGACAGAGUGACCCUCCAAGACUAUCGCCUCCCAGACAGCGAUGAUGAUGAGGAUGAGGAGACGGCCAUCCAGAGAGUCCUGCAGCAGCUCACUGAAGAAGCUGCCCUGGAUGAGGCAAGUGGCUUUAACAUCCCGGCAGAGCCAACACUCCAACCCCCGGCCAAAUCCUGCAGGGCAGAGCCUCAGGCCCAGGCUCUGGCCCCCAGGCCUGAAGCUGAGGAAGAGCAGCUCCCCUGGUGCUGCAUCUGCAAUGAGGAUGCCACCUUGCGCUGUGCUGGCUGCGGCGGAGACCUCUACUGUGUCCGCUGCUUCCGGGAAGGCCAUGAUGCCUUUGAACUUAAAGAGCACCAGACAUCUGCUUACCACCCCCCACAUGCAGGCCAAGGACACUGAGGACACCCCGGCCUCCCAGGAAGGUCGUCCUACAGGCAGUCACACAGGCUGGGGCACCCACCUCUGGGCCCAGACUCGGGGCAUCUGAUGGGAGAGCAUUUCAAGCUAGACUGCUCAUGGGUGCACCCUUUCCUGAGCCUCGAUGUCCAUGAAGGGGGGAGGAUUUUGCAUUGGAAAUGGUGACUGGAGGAGCCGAGGGAAGGCAGGAGUCAGGAGCCCUCCACCAGCAAAGCCUGGACUGGAAAGACCAGACUGAAUCUAAG
Messenger RNA from Myotis brandtii (Brandt's bat), 1589 nucleotides. RefSeq names its product zinc finger, FYVE domain containing 19 (gene ZFYVE19). The transcript has 11 exons. The record is from RefSeq and is a predicted model, not a curated record. The coding region runs from base 127 to 1326 and encodes 399 amino acids. Gene Ontology annotation, molecular function: phosphatidylinositol-3-phosphate binding; metal ion binding. Gene Ontology annotation, biological process: abscission; mitotic cytokinesis checkpoint signaling. NCBI's taxonomy places the organism in Eukaryota, Metazoa, Chordata, Mammalia, Chiroptera, Vespertilionidae. Gene Ontology annotation, cellular component: midbody; cleavage furrow; centrosome.